Molecule: messenger RNA, 437 nt
Organism: Hydra vulgaris (swiftwater hydra)
Lineage: Eukaryota; Metazoa; Cnidaria; Hydrozoa; Anthoathecata; Hydridae
Product: solute carrier family 35 member C2-like
Source: RefSeq, a predicted model, not a curated record
UAUUUUUUUAAAUUAUGAAAUCAACAACUAUUAUCAUUAAAUUUUUCAUUAUUAUCAUCAAAGAAAUUUGUGUACUUACUACUGCUGCUGAGUUUGGUGGCGAUAAGUGGACCAUGUUUAAUUUUAUUGGAUUAGACAUUUGUAUGCGUGGUAUAAGUCUUCAUAUUGUAUCCAAAUUGUUAAAAGAUCCAGCAUAUUCGGUGGUAAAAAGUGAUGAAAGUGCGAUAGCUUUAACUUCCCUUAUAACAGAAGCUCAACCUGAAGAUGAGGAAACUUUUAAUUAAAUUUUCGUAUUUAAUUUAUAAACUAUUUUAGAUGUUUUUUAAACAUAUUUUAUAAUACAAAUUAUUUAUAAUAAUUUAUCUACAUACAAUAACUUAAAAUAGCAUUUAUUAACUAUACUACUUCGAACAUGAUUAUAAAUUUCUGAAACUUAG